CUUUGAAAAUAGCUAUGAUAUGCUAGAAAUGGAAUCUACUAAACUGAGAGCCCUAGAUGUUACAGAUGGUGCAUCACAGGAAAGCCAGAUUUCAGAGUUACUGGUUUCAAAGAUUAGAAGCAAAGAAAGACAAUCUGAAGAAACUAGAGAAACAAAGAAAAAAGACAUACAUGAUUUACAUAGACCAGAAGAAAACCAGAGUGCAUCAAAAAGUGAUUCUCACUGUGAAGUCAUGAAAACUGAAAAGCCAUCAGACAGAGGGCACUUGCAAAGACCUAAACCCAAUUUAGUGAGGUCAUCUGGAAGGAGAGAAGCAGCAACCCAAGAGAAAAUGGAAGCUGAGACUUCAUCUUCAAACCUUGUGAAUGCAGAUGAAAAGUGCUCUGAGGAAGACAGUAGAAGAAACAGAAAUGAAGCCACAGAAGUAGAAAACAUGGAUUUGGAUACUAAAUCUGAAGAACCUGAAAAAAAUGUAAUUACAAACUCAAUAGUUAGAGGAUGUCGACAGAGAUUUAAGCCUAAUGUUUCAAGAGCGUCUGGAAGGAAGGAAGAGCCUGAAAAAGAUGCAGGAAAUGACAAAAUGUCCCAUCCACAGCCUAAGGGGGAAUCUGAAAAGAGUACUGACCAAAGUAAUAGGUCUGAUGCUACCAGUGAAGAAGCUGCAGAAAAAGAUGAAAAAAUCCUGGAGAGAGUGUCUCAAGCUGAUGAAACAGCUGGUUUACAAGUAGACAGCAUACUGAGUGUGCUGAAACCAACACCUCUAAAGAGAGGCAGAGUGCAAAGACCAAAACCAAACCUAGGAAGAACUGUUGCAAGGCAAAAAGACCUGACAGAUAAAAAAGAUCCUGAAGAGAAGAAAACUGAAGGUGGAGAAGUAGAAGAAGGUGUGAUACACCACAGGGAUGAAAACAACGACCCAUGUCUGAAAAAUGUAAAAGGCAAUGUUCCCAAGAAAAGUCCUCAGAAGCAGAAAGAUGAAAGCGAAAAAGGAUUGUCAGAUAUCUUGAAACAGGUUUCGGAUUUCAAUACAGGGGAGUCUGGUCCUCGGAAGGAAAAGGAGAAAACUGCUGUAUCAUCAGCUCGGCUACUGAGGGGUCGAUUCCAGAGACCAAAGCCAAAUUUAAGAAACACGACUAGUAGAAAGGAAGUGCUGGAUAUAAACAAUAAAGGUGUAUCACAGAAAGGGACCAACAAGGAAGGAGGUUUGACACAGCAUGACAGUGAAUGUAGCAUCCUUCCUGAUACAGCUAAAGCAGGAAAAUAUGAGGUCCUGGAACCAUUGGAAUCCUUAGGAAAGGAGAAGUCGUUUGGCUCUGAGGUUUCUGAGAGGCCAAGUUGUAAGUCACCAAAGACAUUUUCAAGAUCAGAGGAUGGUGAACUCAAGUUUUAUCUACCUGAAAUUAACCAAGAUGACACCUCAACUACUGAUGCAGUCAUUGAUAGCAAAAAUACUGCUGAUGAAGAAAGUAAACAAACACCUCUUCAACCUGUCCAGUUAGUGCAGAGCAGAUUCCAGAGGUACAAGCCAAACUUGGGAAGAGCUGUUGGAAAGAAGGAAUUACAAAUAUCAGAAAAGGAGAGGGAGAAGAAGCCUGAAGCAGAGCAGUUGGUAUUGCAAAAAGAUGAGUCUGCCAAUACUGUCAUCGGUGAAAAUGAAGCUGUAUUAUGUCAAGCAGAUGUAUUGAGCAAACAAGAACAGGAACAUCAAGAGGAGCCUCAGGUGCCCUGUAUUUCUGAAAACAGGUUGUGUGAACAAACCAGGUCCAAUGAUGAAUUAAGUUCUAGAGAAGAAAAUGAACAGGGUGAUACAGAACUUUUGCAUCAAGCGAGGGAACCCCACUGGAACCCAAGGCAGAACCUAAUGAGAAUUACUAGAAAAAGAAGUUAUCCUGAAGAAGGUGAAAACAGAGAAGAGGACAACACUGAGACUAGAAAUGCAGAAGACUGUUUGGUGUUAGAGAAAACAGGUGUAUUAAUGCAAAACUUUAGUAACAUAGUGGAAGCUGCAUCCUUCUCAGAGGCUACAAGAAAACACAAUUUGACAGACUCUGUUGAAGAAACAUCUUGUAAAAGAAUGAGACAGGGUAGUAGACUCCAGUUGCCAGAGAUACCAUUGGAGAGUGAGAGUCAAGUAGAACAAGAAGAUGAUUCUCAUCUUUCUACCUCUCAGGAAAAAAAUUCAGGCAAUCUCACAAGAAGGCAGUCCAGAAGGCCGUCAAAACGGAUAGCGCUGCCAGAACAUGUCUUGGACCUAAGAACUGCUUCUGCUUCUGGAUGUGUGGCUGAUUGCAGUGAGAAGGGGAAUCAAAGGCAAGAAGUUAAACUGAGUGUUACUAGAGGCAAAAGUUUGAAAACUACACAUAGAAAGAAAUCUGGGAAGGAGCACAGAAGUUCAAAGACAACCUUGGUGACCCUCUGGGCUUCCCCAGAGGAGGAGGAGGAGGAGGCAGAUGACUUUGAGCCUGAUGAAGAAGAUGAAUGCUUUGCACCAGAGGAAGUAAACAAAGCUCCAGUGUUUAUUCCUAUAGGUCUUCGAUCUCCAAAACCUGUUCCUGUUCAGAUAGAGGAGACCAUGGAGGAGGUGGAAAUAUCAGUGAAUAUACCAGAUAUGCAGGUGGCUAUUGAUGCUGAAAGUCUCCCUCAUGCAUCUGUCCAGCCGGUGGUACAGAGAGAGGAAAAAGUAAGCACCUCAACAGCUGAAACAACUGUACAUGAAAAUCCAGAAGUGGACAAAGGAAUUAGUGAUGGAAGCACUGAAGCUGCCAUGACUUUACUUGCAAUGGGUGAUCCAAUGUUCCAGUUAAAAACAAGCACUGAAGAAUGGACACACAUGUUACCUGCUCAAGAUGAGUUGGACAUUAGCCACACCUACUCCAAACAAAAUAGAACUUCUAAUCAGCAUUUACUUUCUUCAGACACUUCUACCAAUGAAUUGAUUCCUUCAAAGGAUGGAAGCAACUUUAAUGGAGAAGAUCAAAUCAUUGGCGCAUGCAUAGGUGGUGAAGAAUAUUUUGAGGAAAAUGCUACAGAUACCAGUGAUAGCUCUUUGCCUAUGGUGAAUAGUAUGAGACUGACAAGAGGCAGGCUCCUGAAGCCUGAGCCAGACUUUGGAGUAUUGAGGUCCAAUGAAAACAUAAUUCAGAAGUCACUUAAUACAAAUGUACUUGUGGAACAGCUAGAGCAAGUUCCAAGUGAAUCUACAGCCCUGAGAGGUACUGCAGAAGUGCAGAAGGUGGAACUAGAACAGGUCAGACCAGCUGCAAGUGAUUCUUCAGUUCUUCAUCAUUUCGCAACUGGAAGUAUGGAACUUACCAAGCAAUUAACUGGAUACAUGCCUUACAGAACAGAAAAAGAGAUGAAAGAUGCUUAUAGAAAUUCAGAAGACUUAAGACCUCCAACUGAAUCAUCAAAACCUGAAAAAUCUCACCUUCAGCUAGAGGAUUGUCCAAAUCAAAGUUCUGUGGAUGGACAUUCUAAGCAAAAUCCCUGUUCUCCUGAGUACAAUAUAUGCACAGUCAACUUUACACAGAACGAAGCUUGUGCUCAGGAUGCUCAACAGCAAUGCGUAAGCAGCACAGAAGAGGCUUCAGUGAACAAUGAUCAUACAUGUCCAGAGGAGGAACAGACAUUCAUUUUAACAUUGGUGGAAAUCCCAGCUGACUCAAAAGAGUUUGAUGCAUCUGCUUUGCUGGAACAAACUUCAGAACCAUUACUACCAGCACCAAUAUUUAUCAGCCCAAUAAAUGCAGGUGAAACAAGCAUGACUGAAGCAGAGAGCACUGGAUCCUUGACAGCUUCAGCUGAUGAAUUUGCUGCACCGUUACACAGCAGUAUGGAAGCCAAACGAUUAAAGAGUACAUCAGUAGAGCCCAUUCCAAAUUUGCAGACAACUCAGAAAAGGUCAGCUGCUGAGCUUGAAGAGAAUGAUUUUCCUCCUGCCAAGAAAACUCUGUCUUCUGUUGUAGUGGAAGGUAACUUGGAAACCACUUACAAGGGUUAUUCAGUUACAUCCACAAAUGCUGCAAAGAUAGCUUCUGGGAAACCUUUUCAAAAAACAGAAGUUUCAGCAAAGGAAGAAGUACUUACCUCUGUGAUGGUGUCUGAGUCUAUGUCACCCCUGGCUGAGAGAAGCCAGGUUGAGACUUUGGAGAACUCGGGGAAAGCACCACUUGAGAAUUCAGCAUCCAAACAAGAAGAGGAGGUGAUGUCUAGAUUAACCUCUAGCAGAAAAGCAGAAAUAAUUGCACAAGGAAAGCAGGGGGUUGUGCAUCAAUCUGGACAGGUGGAACAUACUAGAAGCCUAGCAUCGUCUUCCAAAACUUCAUUACUCAGCAAAAAAAGUAGUUCUGAAGCUGCAGAAGAUACCAAAGGGAAUAGAGGGAAGAUCCAAAAACCUCGGAUUGUGACUCCAAAGCGAAGUCUAAAAAAGCUCUCUCCAUCCCCUAAGGAUGAUAGGGAUUCUUGUUCCCUUCCCUCUACAAGCACAUCAUCAUCUGUGGAAUAUGGGAGUGUAGCUGCUGAUGCUGCAGUUACGGUUCCAAGUAACAAGCCAUCUGAGAAGCCACCCCUUUGUGCUAAAGAUCAAGAGAAGGAUGAAGAGCCAACCAGAAUCUCUGAGUAUUUUUUCAGUGACAUCUUUAUGGAAGUGGAUGAUUCAGAAUAG
Messenger RNA from Pterocles gutturalis (yellow-throated sandgrouse), 4663 nucleotides. RefSeq names its product transcription factor TFIIIB component B'' homolog. Lineage: Eukaryota; Metazoa; Chordata; Aves; Pterocliformes; Pteroclidae. The record is from RefSeq and is a predicted model, not a curated record.